Messenger RNA from Carassius auratus (goldfish), 2042 nucleotides. RefSeq names its product probable G-protein coupled receptor 171. Gene Ontology annotation, molecular function: G protein-coupled purinergic nucleotide receptor activity. The transcript is spliced from 2 exons. Lineage: Eukaryota; Metazoa; Chordata; Actinopteri; Cypriniformes; Cyprinidae. The record is from RefSeq and is a predicted model, not a curated record. Gene Ontology annotation, cellular component: membrane. Gene Ontology annotation, biological process: G protein-coupled receptor signaling pathway. The coding region runs from base 606 to 1559 and encodes 317 amino acids.
AUCGACUAGUGGUUUGUGGUCAUCUACAUACAUAGUAUCUGGAAAGUUCACGUUUCCGCAGCGUCAUUUCACAGCACUGUAGGUAUGGUAAGUGCUUUCCUCCAUUGGGUGAUAUAAAUGAAACCAAACCAAAAAAACAGAAACUGGAUUUAUAAUGUAGUUGAGGCAGUAAAGAAACUCUCAGAGCAAGUAUCUCAGUAGCUGUUUGGAUUACAGUUAGAAAGUAUACAGCUGGAGAGCAGAAUCACAUUACUCCAGCGUCUGAUCUGAUGUCUGCUGGAGAAGCCUGUCUGGUCAUGCGGAUUGCCUCAUAACAUUUUCUGAUUGAUGCUGAUAGAUGACAUCAUAUCCUUGUGCAAGCAAACAGGAAAAUGCGUCUGCGUGCUUGAACAGGGGAUUUACCACUUCCUCCUCUGCUACCUUCUACUUUCCGGUGAAGAGAAAGGCAGAACUGUAUUCAGAUCAGCUUCGAUUAUUCUCAGUGGUCUGACAAGACCUAAAAGGAAAUCACGUGACGAAAAGGAGAAGUUAAACGUCCUUAUCUGAUAAUCUUGAUUUGACUUAUUUAGGCCUAGUUUAAAGUUCACACAGUCCAGAUCCAAAGGAUGGAGAGUGCAAAUGCCAGUGUCUGUGUUGUCAAUGACAACAUGGUGCCCUUCGCCACAGUCUACAUCCUCAUCUUCCUGAUUGGAAUGACUGCCAGCCUGGUGGCGCUGUGGGCCUUCAUAACCAGCCGAAGUGCUAAAAAGUGCAUUAAUGUUUACCUCAUCAAUCUUCUAACGUCUGACUUCCUCCUCAUGUUGGCAUUACCUGUCAAGAUUGCCAAAGAUCUGGGCAACGAUUCCAAGAGUUUGACCAUCUUUUACUGCCAAGUGAGUGCGCCGCUCAUCUACAUCAACAUGUAUGCAUCUAUCAUCUUUCUAGCUUUUGUAAGCGUACAGCGCUAUCUUCAGAUCACCCGCAGCUCCAAACUGCUACGAUUGCAGGAAGUGGGCUUUGCGGUGCUGAUGUCUUUGGUGGUCUGGUUCCUGGUGCUCUUCAUCAACGUGCCCAACAUGGCCAUCCCUAUCAAAGAAAACAUUGAAGACAAAGUUAGGCUAACAUGUUCAGACUUAAAAGGUGAUUUGGGCAAGCACUGGCACGCUUUGUCUGUGUUUCUGGGCAUGGCCAUCUUCUUCAACUCCUCUGUGGCGGUGCUGUUGUCCAAUGGAUUGGUCUUGAAGCGGCUCUGGGGUCGGCGUGAAUCUGACCCUGAGGAACAGGAUAAUGCCCAACAUGCCUUCAUAAACAUUGCAUUGGUGACCUUGGCAUAUGUGGUGUGCUUCGUGCCUUACCACAUUGUGCGUAUGCCGUACACGUUUACUCAGAUAAAGGUCAUCACAGAAUGUGCAUUAAAGAAGAGUCUCUUCCUGGCUAAAGAGUCGACUCUUCUCCUCGCCAUCCUGCACCUGUGCUUCGACCCAGUGCUGUACUUUGUCAUCUGCCGUGCGUUCAGGCAUCAGAUCACAAAGGCCUUUUCAAAGAGAGGCAGUGUUCCCACCACAGACACAGAGUCAUAAUUCAACCGGAGGAGAGUUAUGCACCAAGUACCAGUGCUGAAUGUCAAUGUAAGGUCAAGAAAGAGUUUCUUGAGAAACUGGGUAUAGGUAAUGUAGGAAAAUCAAUAAAAAAAAAAGCAGAAGACUGAAGUCUGUGGAGAAGGACCUUUUGCCCAUAACGGCCCAAAAAAAAAGAAUUCAGAUGAAAUUCUACUUCAUAAACAUUUUGGAGCAAAAUUUGUAUAUAUGUAUACAUAAUCUUUCUAAUAUGACUAAAUCUACAGAAGGUGGACUUUACAGGGAUGCUCAGAGUGUUAGUUAUAACCAAGAGCCAGGACUACAUCACCUCGAGGACAACCGCACAUCAAGCAUGAAAUGAAUGUUUUUAGUGAUAUUUAUUGAUAAUUAAUUGGGAUAUUAUUUGUAUAAUUUGUAUUCCAUAUCCCAAAUUCCUAAUCAAAAAAUCUAAAAAUGAAGUGUGUUUCUGACAUUGUGAGGGUUGAU